Messenger RNA from Gadus chalcogrammus (walleye pollock), 3065 nucleotides. It is a transcript of the gene lmx1al, whose product is annotated as LIM homeobox transcription factor 1, alpha-like. Gene Ontology annotation, molecular function: DNA-binding transcription factor activity, RNA polymerase II-specific; RNA polymerase II transcription regulatory region sequence-specific DNA binding. Gene Ontology annotation, cellular component: nucleus. The transcript has 9 exons. Bases 194 to 1423 code for a protein of 409 amino acids. Lineage: Eukaryota; Metazoa; Chordata; Actinopteri; Gadiformes; Gadidae. The record is from RefSeq and is a predicted model, not a curated record. Gene Ontology annotation, biological process: regulation of transcription by RNA polymerase II; neuron differentiation.
CACACACACACACACACACACACACACACACAUAGACUGGUGACGAAAAAAACGAAGACAAUAGACAAUACUUUGGUGAUCAUGGUAGUUGGUCUCUGAGCCAUGUGCACUAUACGGAGCGUGGUGAACUACAGUGGACCGAUUUGAGAAGCGUCCAUUUAUUCCCGGGGCCCAAAGUUUUCCCUUCUUUUUGAUGCUGCCGACCGAGGCUUCAGGAGGAGUGUGUUUCCCGUCAAGUGAUCACACCGAAGGAAGGAGAGAGGGGAUGAAAACAGAAGAGACCCAAUCAUGUUUGCAACAACCACCAUCAACGACCCCAUUCGGCUCGGAGUACGGUGGAGGUGGAGAGGUGUGUGCGGGCUGCGAGUCGCCCAUCGCCGACCGCUUCUUGCUGCGAGUGAACGAGCGCUCGUGGCACGAGACGUGCGUCAAGUGCUCCGUGUGUCUCAGCACGCUCAGCGGGACCUGCUACUGCAGAGACCGCCUGCUCUACUGCAAACACGACUACGAAAAGCUGUUUGUGAGGAAGUGCAGUGCGUGCCUGCAGGUGAUUGGCCGCUCGGAGCUGAUCAUGCGCGUGCUGGGCCAGGUGUACCACCUGGGCUGCUUCAGCUGCUGUGAGUGCGAGCGGCGUCUGCAGAGGGGCGAUGAGUUUGUGCUGAAGGAAGGCCAGCUGCUGUGCCGCGUGGACUACGAGAAGGAGAGGGAAAUGCUGGCGGCCAUCAGUCCCGCCCCGACAGAGUCAGUGAAGAGCGAGGAUGAGGACGGCGGCGGCGGCUCCGGCGGGGGGAAGGGCGGCGACGAAGGGAAGGACCACAAGCGGUCCAAGCGGCCGCGCACCAUCCUGACCACGCAGCAGCGCCGAGCCUUCAAGGCCUCCUUCGAGGUGUCCUCCAAACCCUGCCGCAAGGUGAGGGAGACUCUGGCCGCCGAGACGGGACUGACGGUGCGGGUGGUGCAGGUGUGGUUUCAGAACCAGAGAGCGAAGAUGAAGAAGAUAGCCCGUCGACAGCAGCAGCAGCAGCAGCAGCAGGAGCAGGAGCAGAUGGCUGGGGGCCGGCGGGGGCCCAACAGGGGGGGCCGACAGAGCAACGAUGACAGCGAAGAUGGCUCCAGUACUCACGGGAUGGACGGGCUUCUGGGGUAUCCCUCGUUGCCACGGCAGCAGCUUCUGGCCCUGGACCCCAACAUAUAUGGAGGGGAGCCCUUCAGACACGGGCUUACACCUCCUCAGCUGACCAAUGAGCAGCUCCACGCCUAUGAAUCCGAGACGGUGUUCCACGAUCUGGACAGCGACGGGAGCCUCGGUCACCUUGGCGACUGUCUCUUGGCAACAGGGGUGGAGAGUGGUCUCCUUGCAGGACGGGUGGGAAACCCAAUCGACCGUCUCUACUCCAUGCAGAACUCCUACUUCACCUCCUGACCCCUGUGAACUCUCACCCUUUCCCUACGCUUCCGCCUUUCACCUCUCAGAGAUGCAGCUAAUGGAGUCCGUCCAUCAACAUGCCUGUAGGACCACUCUUCAUGAACAGCCUACACCCAAAUACAAACACAAGCUUUUAUUCCAAUCCCAAAUCAUCAAAUAGCAAAUAGGCAGGCAAAGAGUGUGCUCGUUUGAAUACACAUUGCGGUAGUAUAGCAUUACCACAAUUGUAUAAAAUCGACACACAAAUGUAUAAGUAGACACUGAAAUUUUAAAAGACCUCAAUUUUAUUGUUUGUUAUUUAUGUUUAUUCAAUGUUAUCAACCAUAGAGGUAUUAAAGCACUUUUAAAAACAAAAGAAAAAACAUAAAACACUUGGUACGAGAUGUUGGUACAAGUUAUAUUAUGUAUCUUUAAAUUAUUGGGGAUAAAACGUUGAUUUAAUCAAACUCUUUACUUGGUCGUCGAAGCAGGGUUGAAGAGAAAUUCAAGAAUCUAAUUAGAUAAGUAGAUUACAAUUGUUUGAUAACGUUGAUGGUGGUUAGGUAUCGUGUACUCUGAAUUGACCUUCAUGGAUAGGGGUAGAAUUGUGUUCUCAGGUUAGUGUGUAUAUUCGUGUGACCUGAGUCUUUCACUCAGGAAGGUAUGCUGGAAAGGAUGGAUCUCAAUUUAUUUUCCACAAUGGUCAGAGUAAAACUUUUGUAAGAAAAAACAACAACAACAACAACAACACAAUAAAAGCUUUCUAAUGUCAGUCUCCAAUUAAAAACAGAGAUAAAAUCCAAAGCUUAUUCUUUAACUUAAAAACAAAAUAGUUCAAGGCCAAAACGGAUAGAAUAGAAACCAAUCACGUAUAGGAAAUACUACAGGGUAGAUUGAAGAGCCUUAUACGGAAACAGGGUCGUGGUUCAGGAAUAGACACUUAAUGGUUCCCUCUUCUUGUAUACCGUGUUCACAAAAUAAAAGUAGUGCUGUGCUGUAGUUUGAAGACAAAAAGGCUCUCCAACUUCCUAAAGUCGGGGUGUUAAGCACGUGAUGGUGUGCUGUCCUGUAAUAUAAAUGUGAAUAUGACUGUAUGUUCGCUACUAUUACACUUUUUGACACUUUAGUUGUUUCUUUAUUUAGAGCAUCUCCUGAAAGAAAUUGUUGUUGUAUGACAUUUUGUAUCUUCUAGUUCCUCUCAUAUUCGACAAAUACUCAAAUUGUAGCAUGAUAUAUUGUGUGUCGCAAUAUAGAUCGGAAAAGUGUGGUUUGAAGUCAUAAUGGACGCCGAGCUUUGCAAAAAGAAAAAAAAAAUCAACAUAGCACAGGAGCCAGACUCUCCCCUCCUCUGGUUCAGGAAUAUAAAUAUAUUAGGAUUAUAUUUGUUUGAUUUAUCGUGCUAUAGUGAUUGGCUACAGCUUGUAACAUUAUCCUUUAUGGCAGUAUGUUUGUCUAUGAUCACUGAUUGAUGGCAUUCAUGCAGUGAUUAUUUUAUGUGAAAGUAACUUAUUUGUGUGGUAUUAGGCGAGUUUCUGCUAUUUUAACAUUUUUUGGGUUUUGUUUAACAGGUGAUGUGAUUUGAAUGUACCGUUGCCAUAUCUUCAAAUACAAUCGGCAAUCACAUUUCUGAAGUGUUGCUUCACUUUUUUGGUCCUGAAUG